AUGUCAACCACUACCUGCCUUCAGCUCGACGAAGUGCGAAACGAGCAAGCGAAUUUCCGUCGCUGCUUCUUUUCUGAGCCUCCGUCUCACGUCUCUCAUCAAUUAAGAGAGGAACCGUCGUCCCCGAAGUCCGAAAUUUUGGAGACACGGCAGAAGGUGCUUCUUCUCAAGGGAGCUCGGGAGCAAUACACCCUGGUCGAUGAUCAUACUGUUCCAUCUAUUUUACAUCCUGGUGAAAUUCUCGUAAAAGUAUUGGCAAUCGGCCUCAACCCGAUCGACUGGAAGGGACCUGCUUUCAACUUUGGCAUCCCCGGAUUACCAUGGAUUAACGGUCGGGAUCUGGCAGGGCUAGUCGUCCAAGUCCCCAAUGAUUCGUCUCGUCUUCGUGUUGGCGACGUCGUCCUGGUGCCGUCAACAGACUAUCGUGACAUUAGGAAAGCAGCUUUCCAAGAAUACGCAGUUGCCACCGAUUUCAAUGCAGCUCGCAUCCCAUCUUCAACAUGCAUUCAAGCCUCCGCCUCAGUUGGCGUUGCCUUCGUCGCUGCUGCCCUGGCUUUAGGUGUUUCAUUCGGGUUGGACUUUUCCCUUCUGAAGCGAUGUCCUGGUCCAAACCUGGUCGAAAUUAUCAAUAAGCUUGAAAAAAGCGAGAUUCCAAGUGACAUUCAUGAUGAAUGCUUUGCUUCGUCGUCAGAGGCACAACGGCCGCAGCCCGGUGAAUGGGUUGCGAUUUGGGGAGCCUCAACAACUACCGGUCUUGUUGCUCUCCAGCUGGCUAAACUUGCUGGUCUUCGAGUCAUCUGUGUGACUGACGUCGCGAGGCACGGAGCGAAGCUUGUGAAGUCAGGUGCCGAUUUGCUCGUUGAUCGCCACGAUACCGACCGAGCGGUAGAGAUUAUUAUCGGUGUCACUGGUGGUAAGCUGCGAUUUGCAGUGGACAUUGUCGGCAAGGAUACGGCCACACUUCUCCAGAAGGCCCUUGACCCUUCUGGACACUCCCAUCUCUUAGGGCUUACAGGACUUCCGAAGGAGCAAGUACGUGGCAUCCACCAACACACCGUGCCAAUUAAGUUGUUCCAUACAGCACCUGCCGUGGGUGAAGCUAUGGUGACCUGGUUGGAGGAUCUGCUAAGCUCAGACAACUUGACCUUGCCAGAGAUUAUCGAGGCGGACGGAGGACUAGGGGGAAUCAAUGCAGCAUUGGAGGUAUUGCGAAGUGGAUCGGCCUCUGGGAAACGGAUUGUGGUGGGGCUUGGCGAGCGGCCAUAA
Messenger RNA from Penicillium atrosanguineum, 1266 nucleotides. Its product is annotated as zinc-binding alcohol dehydrogenase family protein. NCBI's taxonomy places the organism in Eukaryota, Fungi, Ascomycota, Eurotiomycetes, Eurotiales, Aspergillaceae. The record is from RefSeq and is a predicted model, not a curated record. The transcript has 4 exons. Bases 1 to 1266 code for a protein of 421 amino acids. Gene Ontology annotation, molecular function: oxidoreductase activity, acting on NAD(P)H.